This is a messenger RNA of Camarhynchus parvulus, 795 nucleotides long. RefSeq names its product methyltransferase like 1 (gene METTL1). Gene Ontology annotation, cellular component: tRNA methyltransferase complex. Bases 20 to 781 code for a protein of 253 amino acids. The transcript has 6 exons. The record is from RefSeq and is a predicted model, not a curated record. Gene Ontology annotation, biological process: tRNA methylation; RNA (guanine-N7)-methylation. NCBI's taxonomy places the organism in Eukaryota, Metazoa, Chordata, Aves, Passeriformes, Thraupidae. Gene Ontology annotation, molecular function: tRNA (guanine(46)-N7)-methyltransferase activity.
CGCGCCGCGCGGUGCCGGCAUGGCGGCGGCCGAGGAGAAGGAGGAGGAGGCGGCGUUGCCGCCACAGAAACGCUUCUACCGCCAGCGCGCGCACUCGAACCCGCUGGCCGACCACACCCUGUGCUACCCGUCCCGCCCUCAGGACAUGGACUGGGCCUCGCUGUUCCCGAGUUUUUUCCCGCCCGAAGCCCCUCCCGGGACCCCCCCGGCCCGCGUGGAGUUCGCAGAUGUUGGGUGCGGCUACGGGGGGCUGCUCGUGGCUCUCUCGGAGCUCUUUCCGCGCUCGCUGGCGCUGGGGUUGGAGCUGCGGGGCAAGGUGGCCGCGUUCACCCGCGCCAGGAUCCGGGCGCUGCAGGCGGCGCAGCCCGGCCGCUUCGGCAACGUGGCCUGCGUGAGGGGCAACGCCAUGAAACACCUGCCGCACUUCUUCCUGCGGGGCCAGCUCUCCAAGCUGUUUUUCCUGUUCCCUGACCCCCAUUUCAAGCGCACCAAGCACAAGUGGAGAAUCAUCAGCCCGGCCAUGCUGGCAGAGUACGGCUUCGUGCUGCGGCCCGGGGGCCUGGUGUACACGGUGACGGACGUGCCCGAGCUGCACCAGUGGAUGCUGCAGCAUUUUGGGGAGCACCCCCUGUUCGAGCCGCUGCCCCCCGGCCAACUGGCCGCGGACCCGCUGCUGCCGCUGCUGCCGGCGGUGACCGAGGAGGGGCAGCGGGCGCGGCGGGCGGGGCGCCCCCCCAGCACCGCCGUGUUCCGCCGCCGCCCCGACCCCCCCGUUUUGUAAUAAAGCCACCAAAU